Suncus etruscus (white-toothed pygmy shrew) is the source of this 429-nucleotide messenger RNA. RefSeq names its product small integral membrane protein 34 (gene SMIM34). NCBI's taxonomy places the organism in Eukaryota, Metazoa, Chordata, Mammalia, Eulipotyphla, Soricidae. The coding region runs from base 1 to 429 and encodes 142 amino acids. The record is from RefSeq and is a predicted model, not a curated record. The transcript is spliced from 2 exons.
AUGGCACAGGUGAGAGGGAUCAAUGGAACUACCCAAGAGGCCCCCAAUCACACUCAGGCCAGCUCUGUCAUGGGACAUUUGCUGAAGGUCCCCAUGGAGAGGACCAACACUAACUCCUCCAGGGCCCUGAAGAUUCCUGAGGGGACCAGCGCUGCCUGGUACAUCCUCACCAUCUUUGGCAUCUAUGGCGUGAUCUUCCUCUUCCGUUUGGCCAGCAACAUCCUCAGGAAGAACGACAAGUCCUUGGAAGAGGUGUAUUAUUCAAAUUUGACCUCUGAACUGAAAAAGAAAGGACUCCAGGACAAUGUUGUCAAAUGCUCCCCGCUGACCAUAAGCAACAGAGCUGUUCUGCAAACUGCCCAGACCAGCCUGGGAACUUUGCAUGGAAAUAGCAGCACUCACAACACUGAACUCUCAGGGAUCCCUUGA